Molecule: messenger RNA, 2073 nt
Organism: Chelmon rostratus (copperband butterflyfish)
Lineage: Eukaryota; Metazoa; Chordata; Actinopteri; Chaetodontiformes; Chaetodontidae
Product: Golgi reassembly-stacking protein 1-like
Exons: 9
Coding region: 126-1316 (396 amino acids)
Biological process (GO): Golgi organization
Cellular component (GO): Golgi apparatus
Molecular function (GO): protein binding
Source: RefSeq, a predicted model, not a curated record
CCUGCUGUCAUCCUGCCACAGCCGUUGGCGCUAGCUAGCUUGAAUUGCCUUCAGGAAUGACUUCUAACAUCGCUCUACCUCAGUGACAUUUAGCCUGCGUUAGUACUGCGGAACUGUUGGAGGCCAUGGGUCUACCACAGAGCUCGUUUCUCUCGGACGGGGGAACUAAUAGUGGAUAUCAUGUCCAUGGGGUUCAAGAGGAUUCACCUGCCCUGAAGGCUGGUCUGGAGCCCUUAUUUGAUUUCAUUCUCUCUAUAGGAAACACCAGACUUAAUAAAGAAAGUGACUUGCUGAAAGACCUUCUAAAAGCCAAUGUGGAGAAAGCGGUCAAACUUGAAGUGUACAACUCUAAAACCCAGCGGGUGAGGGAACUGGAAGUGAUACCCAGUAAUAUGUGGGGUGGUCAGGGUCUGCUGGGGGCCAGUGUCCGCUUCUGCAGCUUUGAAGGAGCCAAUGAGAAUGUUUGGCAUGUGUUGGAUGUGGAAGCCAGUUCUCCUGCAUCUUUAGCCGGCCUUAUUGCUCACAACGACUUUAUUGUGGGAGCUGACCAGGUGUUGCAAGAUUCAGAGGAUUUCUUUUCUUUGAUUGAAGCGAAUGAGGGGAAACCUCUGAAGCUGUUGGUGUACAACACACAGACUGACCAAUGCAGAGAGGUUGUGGUGACUCCAAAUGGAGCGUGGGGAGGAGAGGGAAGCUUGGGCUGUGGCAUUGGCUAUGGCUACUUGCACAGAAUCCCAACACGUCCAGCUCAGCAUAACCCCCAGAACAAAAAUGUGCUGCAGUCCACGAUGAUUGGCAGCAGUGAAGGGCUGGUUGCUAGUGACCACAAUGAGGUGCCUUCAGUGGCUGCAUGUAGCCCCUCUAGCAUCAGUGAAGUAGAUUUUAAUCAAGGUGAAGGAGCUGUGCAAGACUUGUGUGCAACCUCACCCACACAGCCAGCUGUAGAAUUAGAUAUUUCCAACAAUCCUGAAGCGAUGACGCCAGAGUUGUCAAACACUGGCCAGAGCUCCAUGCUUGCUAAUUAUGGAGAUGACUCUGGUGAUCAGUGUAGCUUGGAUACCUCAUCUGUCAACCAAAGACAUUCAUUCACUGGAGAAGACUCAGACACCCAGACCGAGCAGGAAUGUGUUACUGACAUGAUCGCCGCCGCUUCUCUGAGCGGAGAGACUGCGGACGCCCUCGUAGGCCUUGAAGUCGCCACAGAGAGCCUGAGUGACCAGAGUAUCCCAGAGGUGCAAGAGACCAGUUCUGAGCCCUCAAGGUCAGCAGAUAUUCCAGAGGAGGAGACGUCGGAGACUGCUGCGCCAGACAGUUAAGAAGUAGCUGCAUUAGAGGAAAUUUAGAGCACACUAUGAUACAGAUUGCUUCCCUUAAGAUUGUAAGUUGCAUCACUGAAAUAAUGUUUUAAUUUCUAAGAGUUUUAUUUAUAUACAGGUGCCAUUGCGGCACGCUGAAUUGCACAUUUAAGAAGAAGAUUUUAUGUUGACUGGAAAACAGGUGGGAAGGUUAAUACAAUCUGAAUGUACUCUCCAAUUUAGUCAUACCGUAUGUCUCAUCAUCAAGCAGGAUGAAGCUUUAGAUGAGACUUAGUUGCUGUUAAACUCCAUCCUAGGUUGCACUAAAAAGCCAAAGGUGAAUAAUAUUUUAUCUUGUUGCUCUUACCGUUAUCGCCUGCUAAAUAGUACAAAACACUGUUAUAAACAGAGAGUUUGAGCUGGAGUUCACACAGAUCCAUCAUGUGGUUUUAUUUUUUUAUGUUUUGGAAUUUGGGGGUUUGAUGUUUUUAUUGUCCUGUGGAUUGAGUUUGAGAUGAGUAGACAUGUAAAAAAAAAAAAGGUUAUUUUAAUCUCAGGCAUUUACCAUGUAAGCCUCUUUGCCUUACGUCUCAUUUUAAAUACCCUCCUGUCUUAUGUGUAAGUUUGACUUUUGAUUGGCGUAAGUGAGUGAGCCAUGUUUGAUGCAGCUCUCUGAUUGUUUCUUCUCUUUAUAUAGAUUUUAAUUCAAUUGUGUUUCAGAUUUUUAUGGAUGGACUAAAAUAUUCAAAUAUUUAUAAAAAGAAGAUGCUCAAGAUAA